This is a messenger RNA of Varroa destructor (honeybee mite), 2856 nucleotides long. RefSeq lists its product as uncharacterized. NCBI's taxonomy places the organism in Eukaryota, Metazoa, Arthropoda, Arachnida, Mesostigmata, Varroidae. The record is from RefSeq and is a predicted model, not a curated record.
GAAGGAGAAUUGUGCCCCAACCCAGUCUGGCUAGCAUGGAUAAGGAUAAAGCAAACCUUCUGGGUCAAAUCAAGGAGAAAGACCGCAAAAUUGAGCAAGAUCUGGAAACAAUAAAAGUAAUCGUUGCGGAGAGGCUGCCAUCAUUGAUGGAUUCGGUUCAGCUGCAUGAAGCUUCGGUGAAAAGUCUGCUGGAGCUGAUUGAAUAUCGUGACCUUGUUGUCAAGCAAUUCAUACUCGAGGCCGGCCAUUUUGUCCGUUCUCUAGAGAAAAACGCUAUAUUAGUCAGCCAGUUGCGAGCUGUUCAAUACCCCGUCGAAGGCUUCGGGACUGAGCACGACCAGCUUGAAGGUUUACUCAUCAGAAUCUCAUCUCGUUUGGAGAAAAGCGAACGUUCGCUAUCGCUCGAGCAAGAGAGUCUGGAACUAUCAGCAAACGCGUGUGAGGAAGUCUCCACAAAGUUAUCCGAAGUGAACAAAAAGAUAAGUGAACUUGAAGAUAAAAUCAAAAAUGAAGUUGAACUUGAAAUUUCGCUUGAUGAAGAGAUCCGAACACUUGAGCAGCAGGUUAAUUCGCUUGAUGGUAGACUCUCGCAGAUUCAGGUAGAAGUUGAUGACCAGCGGUCCGAGCGGGCAAAGCGUGCCGAAAAUAGUCACAAAGUCCUCGUCAAUGCUCAGUUAGAAUACGAGGCUGCAAGUAAAAAAAUCGAUGACGAAGAAUCUAGAUGUAAAGAACGAAUAAAUAACGCUAAAAAAAAACUUGAUGAAGUUCUUGAAGAGAUCGAGACGAUUUCUAAAAAGGUGGUGGAUUGCAAAGAGGAGGAACUGAAGAUAUCUAGAGAAAUAUCGGACAUUGAACAAAAUUCGCUUAGUGGACUAUGGCAAAGCAGAGAUGCUGCUAGGGAGCAGGUCGCUGAAAUGAUUUCUUCAGUCUCGGCACUGCGAGAUCAAGCAGAUUUCAUCGAGAUGUCGCAUUGCCGCUUAGAUCGGCUGAUCGGACGGUUCGUGCAGGCUUGUUACUCACGGGCUGAUUAUCUUAACAAAACCUUCAAUGAGAGCGCCGUAAUUACACUACAGAACGCAGCCGAAAAUACGAUUUGUUUACCUCGAUUUGACUGGUCUGCUGACGACUACGUGCUGCACGACCCGCGUGGCCUGUUUCUUCAGAAGCUCAACGACGUUCAACAAGCAUUAAAACUUUACGACAGAAAAGCCGUAGUGGUUAAACAUUCGACAGCCCAAACAGAUUUCCAGUUGGAAGAUGUGAGUGAUAUGGAAAGGAUUUGCAAGGGUAGACUGUGCGAAGCGAUUGCAACAGAGAUUUACGAAAUUACGAGAUCCCUUGAACAAACUCGAGCUCAGAAAUGCUGUCAUGAAGAACAGCCCAAUGGACCCGUUAGGGGUGCUAUCUUCGAGGUGGAUUUCAACAAGUUACCAGCCUUCAACCAUAAUAAUAGCAGUCCGAAUGCAAAGAAAUUUCCAAGACCUUCUCAGGAUUUCAGUGGCCCUUUUAUCCAACAUUCGGCUUUAAGCGAUCGCAUACUAGAGGUGUCUAGGGAAGAUGCCAUCGUCAUUUCUAGCGAAAGUGAGCACAACUAUAAACAGUAUUCGCUAGGGAAUCUUAUGUGCCCACCUGUUCUAGGGACUCGAUCUGCAACAAUCAGAUCAGUUAAACAAGAGCGAGAUUCUUCACAGCAGCAACAGUCGAAUAUAAGCCUCUACGAUAAGCAGGAGCCUAUCUCACUAUGUAAACAGGGAGACGAAUCUAAGUUACCUACGAAAACGGACAGCACGCCAACUAGCGCGUUGAAAAGGACGCUAAACAAGCUUCCAUGUAGUGUAACUUCCUCCAAGUCUCAAUCAUCUCAAUUAAAUGUGUCGAGUUUUGGUCAGAAACGUCAAAUGGCCAUGCAUUCGAUUCAGUCAUUUAUGAAAGAAGAUCAACAAUCAUCUGAUGAUAGUGGGUGGGUGCCCCCCUCAGAAAGACAACGGCCAGCCAGAAAGACAAAGAAGUCACAGAAGAGUGCUCUGACGAGUAACGCGUCCCAAGUCAGCCGCGUCGAGCCUGUGACAUCAACAAGCUCGGUAAAACAGGGCGCGCCUAAUAAACAAACAGAGACCGGUAGAGCGCCAAAACAGAGACGUCUUUACCAUCCCAUCCUAGAUUCAAAUCGGAGCCUUACUAGUGAUAUCCCGAUUCUUUCAAUUACUGAUUCCGACUGAAUUAACAUAUUUCCAUCAACAUAUUUUUGCUCAUAUAACAACAACAACAACAGAAGCGAUAAAAAACAAAAAAAAAAGCAGGAAAAACCUAUCUCGACAUUAUGUAUUUUAAUUCGGUGUUUAACAUAAAAUUUCCGACGAGCUAGAACUGUUUCGAAACAGGAACCGAAUAGGUAUAUUAGAAAACUUGGCUAGAGUAUGCUGUCUUGUUAACUGCUACCAAAAAUAUUGGCUCAAAGACGGUAUUCUUAGAUAUCUCUGAUUGCAAGUGUUAUAUGAUUCCUAAAAUAGGUACAGAUUGAUGAAACUGUUAUUUCAAACACUUUUACUAACUUUUCAUAUUGUCACUUUUAUACUGCGUACCCUUGUGGAACCAGUUAACGGCUUAGCGUUCUCCUUUUUCCCUGGCAUAUAACCCGUCUAUUGAAACGUGUGACAAUUCAACAUGAUUGUAGUAAUAAAAAAUGUCGUAUACAGCACAAGUUAUUGUAAUCAUAUUCAACUGGUGAUUAUAUAAACAACAUAAUAAAGUGGAAGUGGAAGAAAAAAGUAAAUUAGUCACGACGAAGUCAAGCAAAAACAAGACAUUUCAGACAUAUUCUAAUUACACACUUUCUAACAACCGAAUUAUAUUGAA